Messenger RNA from Bactrocera neohumeralis, 4848 nucleotides. RefSeq lists its product as uncharacterized. Gene Ontology annotation, molecular function: protein binding. Gene Ontology annotation, cellular component: cytoplasm. The record is from RefSeq and is a predicted model, not a curated record. Bases 523 to 4788 code for a protein of 1421 amino acids. Lineage: Eukaryota; Metazoa; Arthropoda; Insecta; Diptera; Tephritidae. The transcript is spliced from 12 exons.
AGCAUAAAAUAGAAACAACCUUUUAUUAAUACUACAAAGAAGUAAGAAUGUUAAACUAGUUAAACAUAAUUAAUAUCAAUAUUCUACAAUUAAAAAAUGUGCAGAUAAUUUUGUGUGUAAAACGACAAAAAGGGAAAAAUGUAUAAGAAAUGUGAAUAAGACAAUCGAAAUGUAAUGUUUUUGUGGUCAUUACCAAAGUUUUCCUGUUGUUGUAUACGUAAUUCUUCCAUGGCCAUUGAUAUAGCCAUCUACGUUUUAUCUUUCCUACGAUAAAUAUAUGUGAUUGUAUUAUUCUAUGUUUUAAUAAUUAACACGGAGGUGCGGUUGCGGCAGAAGAAGUGUAAUAACAGUUCGAAAAUAGGCGAACAAAGAACCGCGACGCCAGCGGUAUUAGUAAUUAAUGCUACAUAUUUGCUGUUAAGUGAUUUGGCAACUUGUUGGUGUUAAAACUUAUUUCGCAUAAUUGAACAACGAACCUCAUGGUUUAAGGCUUUAACGCAUUACUUAUGCCCCAAAAAAGAAAUGAUGGAUCCCCAAAAAAUAACUGAACUGGCAAAUUUACUACGUAAAAACGGGGAUAAAAUAUUGAAUUCAGAGUUUUCGCUGAAACUAUCAGGUUCACUGCUACGCGCGCUAAAUGACUCAUUUACGCUAAUAACAGAUGGCGCUGCCGAAAUCGGUGCUUCGCCGCAGACCUUCCAAGUCGCCAAGACGGUCAAUUCAAGAUCGCCUGUGUUCAUUGAUUUACAGCUUAUUUAUGAUUUUGUACAAAAGACACCGUUACUCUGUAUCAUACACUAUCCUACAGAUGAAUACUUUGAUGGCACAAUUGAUAUCAGUAAGUUUCGUGCGUUGCGACGUCUCGAAGUGCAGAAGACAAAUGUACGACAAGUGGUCGGUAUACAACGAUUACGUGCGCAACUGCAACAGCUUAUUUGUGUCAAGAGUCUUACGGGUGUCGAAGACGUUAUAACCAAGUGCGGUGGCGACAACUCGAAUGGCUUUGUGUGGAAUGAGUUGAAAAUUGCCGAUUUUAGUUACAAUAAUUUGCAACGCGUUGAUAGCGCUUUGGAAUUCGCACAAUUCUUGCAACAUCUUAAUUUGCGUCAUAAUAAAUUGCGCAGCGUAGAGGCCGUCAAGUGGUUGCCGCAUUUAAAAACUUUGGAUCUAAGCUACAAUUGUUUACAAUGUGUGCCGCAAUUUCAUUUAGAAGCCUACAAACGGCUGCAAUCAUUGAAUAUGAGUAAUAAUUUUGUUGAGGAUCUAAUGGGUAUUGCAAAAUUGGAAGCACUCACCGAUUUAGAUCUAUCUGACAAUUGUUUGCUCGAUCACUCGUGUUUAUUACCACUCAGCGCGCUUAUUACAUUAAACUAUCUAAAUUUGUACGGCAAUCCAUUGUGUUGUCAUCCCAAACAUCGACUGGCCACAGCACAAUUUCUACACAAAAAUACCGCAACUGUGAAAUUCCUAUUGGACUUGGAACCGCUUUCGAAGAGUGAAAAAGCGGUGACUGGCAGCCAACAACUGCGUCAUGUAGGUGCGCUCAAUCGCUAUGCGCAAAGAUCAUCUUCCACUUCCAUUAACAGCAGCCGUGUGCCAUCCUCAACACACACGCCUUCAUCCAGUGUGGGUUCUUUGAGUUCCUUCAAAUUCAAUGCUAGUUCUACAGGCACACUGGAUAGUGUUAAAGCAGCUAAUGGUACGAAUGGCACGCGAAAGUCAUCUUCAAAAACGCGUACGGUCGAUAUCAUUGAAGAUGAAGGCGCACCUGCGCAAACAACUGACGAACGCGAUGAGGCUGUGUUAGCCGAAAAAUUAAAACCCGUCAAGGUAACACUGCAAAAAGCAAACAUAUCAGCGCCAGACACGCAACACUUGGAAGCAAAGAAACAAAUUGAAAACCUACGUGAAAAGUAUGGCGUCAAUUGGUUGCAAUCCGGCAAUGCGGAAAUGAUACAAAGCGCCUUAGGCAUGGAAACUAAAAGUAAUACAACAACAGCAAAUUCUUGUAGACAACAGCUUGAUGACUUUCUGGGUGAACUUUCUGAAUCAGCACUUGCUUCAUCACGCGCCAAGCCUCAAUCACAAUAUGAUACUAGUGAAACGCUUGACAGCUCACUGCAUUCAUCAACACCGCUUUAUGAUAGCCAUUUAGGUGGUGAAGUGCCAAAACUGGAAGUGCUCGCCUCGCCAAUCAAAGCAAAUGGCCCCAAUGACAAUAUUGAUGCAACUAUGUACCAAAGUAUGAAUAGCACUAACUCGUUUACAAACGAAAAUCAUACACUUUAUAGGUCGGUAAAUGAUUCCGAUAACACAUUAAUGCAAACGGCUGAAGACUCUUUGAGCUCCGCUUUGGAGCAGGCAAAUAUGAGCGAUGAUGCAGAGACUGAGGUGGAGAUUGAUGAUGAACCGCCACAUUUGAAGAACGUCUAUUCAAAUUCUGCAGUUGAAGAGCCUGAUGUCUCCGAGCCUGAGGACGAUGAAGUAACAUAUAUAGUUUACACUAUGCCACGCAAUGAGGCUGUAUUUCUAACCAUAUCAGAAAACUAUUUGCGCGUACGUGAUACAUUAACGCAAAAAACCAUAACCAAGUGGAGUCUGAAAAUUUUAGAAUCCUGUGAUCGCAUAAAAUCAAACACGAUACGUAUAAAUUUUGAUACAAUCAAAGCGGAUAAAAAGGAACGUAUCUACACCGUUGAGGAUGGCUUAUGUCAGGAACUGGAACGCAAAUUACGCGACAUACUCUCUCAGCGUGAUCUCACCGAAAUGAAUCAAACCGUCUACCGUUGUGUAAAUUGUACUUGUCAAUUCGCAGUGGAAACUAAAUAUAAGCCGCAGAACCAGGCAAUUCAUUGUCCCGACUGCAAAAGCAGCUUUGUUGCUGAAAUACAUGACAUCCCCAAGCCGCCACUUGAAGCAGCUGCCGAGAAACUAUCCCCCGCAGCUAUUGUCGAGGAAACACCAAUCUACGCGAAUACACCGCCGAAAGUAGCCAGCAAGGCCAUAGCAAAUAUUGAUGUUGCCAAUGAUACAAAUAGUAUUGUUAAAGGAUCCAACAGGCUUACUGCAAUUAACACAUCCAAAUAUAGGAAUCCACUACAGGGGCUGAAAAGCUCCGCUAAUUCACUUAACGAGUCCUCGUCCUGCUCGAAAAUUACCAACUCACAAAACUCCUUUGAUUCUAAUCAAUCGGUUGUGGGCAGCUCCAAUACAGAACGUCAACAGGAGUUCACCGGCGAAAGUAGCGAUGUCGAUAUAAUUUCCAACCCAAGUCAAUCUAGUAUCGAGGUUUUGGAUCAACACAUCGGCCGUAAGGAGUCCGAGGAGCGACGCCUAGCUCAACAUAUGUCAGCGCUGGAGGAGAACUAUGACCUCAGUUAUACGCAAAGUUUUAUUGAACGCGAAUUUGGUAAUGCCGCUAUAGCGGCUGUGCUAGAAAAUCAAAUAGUUGAAGCUAAACAAAGAAAAAUCACAACAACUACUCCACCAGCGAAAGCUGCUAUAAAUGCUGAGCCAUUAACGAUGAACAGCAACAAUCCUGCUCCGCAAACUGUUGCUCCCGCGCUGGCUAAUGCGGCACAUGUCCAGCUCAUCGAAAGCAGUUCAUCCGGUUCGGUUACGGAUAGUGUGUGUACCGCUUAUGAACAACAACAACAGCAGGAACUUUUGCAAAAGACAUCCUCCUCCGAUGAGUUACUCUCCAAGAGUGCGGAACAGGCGAUUCUUAGAAAUCUGCUGGCAGCGGAAAGUUUUUCCUCAAACUCACCAGAGCCAAUAAUAACACAAACGAAAUCAGCAAAUGGUUCUACUAAUGGACAAAGCACGCAGGGCACAAAAAAGGAAGAAAGCAACAAAGUAUCAUCCAUGUUUGGUGCUCUUGUACAAACCACCAACAGUCUUAUGUCCAGCUCCAGGAAAACAAAUUCGCAAGCUGACCAAAAGUGCGAGCCCUACAAAUUCAAUUAUACAGAUUUCAAUGAUGUGGAUCACCGCCUCAAACUGUACUUCUAUCAGACGAAAUUCGACGAGAACGAACAGUUCAAAUGGUUGGCACGCGGACGCAUAUAUAAUGACAAUACAAAAACGCUCUGCGCAGGCAUAGUGGUGAUGUCCACCUGCAAGUGCUAUCUAAUGGAGGCAUUUGGGCCCGAAAAUGAAGAUGUUGCGAAGUGGUUGCGCCUACUGGUGAGCGUCACGGCAGAUCGGCUAGAAUGCAUACAGUUGUUGCCCUGGAAACUUGGAUUGGCCUUUACAUUACGCGAUUGGGGCAAUUUUCAACUUUUACUACAGGACAUCCUGCGCACCGAUAGUUUGUUGCUAUACUUUGCGAAUAACUCGCUACCGUCACUGUGUGAACUGAAAUAUCAACCAACCGCCCUGCUAAUGAAACGCAUCAACAAUGCUGUCAACGAUGAACAACUGAAAAUGUGCGCAUUACUUAAUGCCUGCACAGUGACUUGUGGUCAAGCAAAGCGUAACUUGAGUACAUGUACUCUUUUAACUACAGACACGCAUCUGUGCAUCAGCUCAAGUAAAUUUGAUUGGCUUACUACCUCAGAUGCAGACGCUGAAGUGGAGAUUUGCAUGAAGCAAUUAAUGUCAAAUCUCGUCGAAGUGGAGCAAAUUGAUGCUAAUACCUUUCUAAUUAAUUAUCUAGACGAAACUCAAGAUCUGAGUGAAAUAUGGCAGUGCACUUUUGAGACACAAGAGAAUGCCGACAGUUGCUUAAAUGCCAUUGCACAAUCAUGGGAGAAACUGUUCGGCGUGUCGCUCUUAAAUACGACGUAAAAAACAGUAGCUUUCUAAUGCAAUUUUAAGCAAAUCUAUGUAUCUAUAUGUAUAGUAAAA